AUGGCGGUGUUGAUCUUAGCGGCUUCAACCGCGCAGUCUGCAGAGACUGGCGAAUCAGUCUCUGCACCAAUAAGUUUAGAACUAGCAUUUCCGCCAGAAGAAUACGAUGAUUAUGGAGUGCCUCCGGAGGCAUCGCCGGAGCUGUUCAAGUACUUGGAAAGCUGCGUUGAGAAGAUGGAAGACGAAUGCGGGGAACAGACGGUGGGAUAUCUGUUCAGCAAUGAACCACUGAUGACUGACACUUGCUGCAUGCAGCUGGUGGCCAUGGGAAGAGCUUGCCAUCGGGCCAUGGUCAACAUGACGCUUUCGCUUCCCGACUUUAAAGCCUAUGCCUCCAUUGCUCUGCCAAAGAGCGACCAGCUAUGGGAUAAAUGUGAGGUUGUUAGUCGGGAAGGUCUUCAACUUGCUCCUGUUUAUAAUUAA
Molecule: messenger RNA, 423 nt
Organism: Ziziphus jujuba (common jujube)
Lineage: Eukaryota; Viridiplantae; Streptophyta; Magnoliopsida; Rosales; Rhamnaceae
Product: protein DOWN-REGULATED IN DIF1 11
Exons: 1
Coding region: 1-423 (140 amino acids)
Source: RefSeq, a predicted model, not a curated record